AUGACGGAUAUUAAGGUCGGUGGAAAGAAGCGCAAUGCUAAUGAGGAUGGAUUGAAAUCCGCCAACAAAAAAGUGAAGAAGGAUAAGAAGGAUAAGAAGGACAAGAAAGACAAGAAGGACAAGAAGGACAAGAAGGACAAGAAGGACAAGAAGGACAAGAAGGACAAGAUUGAAGAUGAAGUGAAAAUUGAACACCAAGACGUUUGUUCGGAAAUUACGAGAGAAACGGGAAAGAGCGAAAAAGCUGUCAAGGGCUAUGAGGAAAAUGAAAAGCUUUCGAAGGUGUCUGCCGAUAAAAUCAAGGAAUUUUUUGAUGAAAGCGAAGUCACCGUUGAGGACCCUGAGAAUUUGGAUCUACGUCCACUAUUAUCCUUCGACCAUAUUUCGCUAGUCAAGGACAUUCAGGACGAGGUUUCCAAGUUUCCAAAACCAACUCCAAUUCAAGCUGUUUCGUGGCCGUACCUUCUUUCGGGCAAAGACGUGAUAGGAAUCGCAGAAACAGGUUCUGGAAAGACUUUUGCCUUCGGUGUGCCAGCCAUUAACAACAUUUUGACGUCUGAAAACAGGAAAAAGGCAUCAUACCUUCGAGUCUUGGUGGUUUCUCCAACAAGAGAACUGGCAUCCCAAAUUUACGAUAAUUUGAUUCUUUUGACCAAGAAAACGUCUUUGGACUGUUGCUGUGUUUACGGAGGUGUACCCAAAGACGAGCAAAGAUCGCAGUUAAAAAAAUCGCAUGUCGUCGUGGCUACUCCAGGUCGUUUGCUAGAUCUCAUCGAAGAAGGAUCUGCUGAUUUGUCGCGUGUCGACUAUUUGGUGCUCGAUGAAGCUGACAGGAUGUUAGAAAAGGGUUUUGAGGAAGACAUAAAGAGAAUCAUUGGAGCUACAAAAGGCAAGAGUAGACAAACUCUGAUGUUCACGGCCACGUGGCCAAAAGAAGUGCGUGAACUUGCUAGCAGUUUCAUGAGAAACCCUGUCAAGAUUUCCAUUGGUAACAGAGACGAACUUUCGGCCAACAAACGUAUCUCGCAGACUGUCGAAGUUGUAGAUCCUUUCAAAAAGGACAGAAAAUUGCUAGAGCUUUUGAAGAAGUAUCAAUCAGGAUCUCGCAAAAACGACAAGGUUCUAAUCUUCGCACUUUACAAGAAGGAAGCAACGCGUGUUGAGAGAAAUUUGAAAUACAACGGUUACAACGUUGCAGCAAUCCAUGGCGAUUUAUCUCAGCAGCAGAGAACCCAGGCGCUGAAUGAAUUUAAGACUGGAAAAUCUAAUCUUUUGCUGGCCACUGAUGUCGCAGCGCGUGGUCUUGAUAUUCCAAACGUCAAGACUGUCAUUAACCUAACUUUCCCAUUGACAGUAGAAGACUACGUUCACAGAAUUGGACGUACGGGAAGAGCAGGCCAGACAGGAACUGCGCACACGUUGUUUACUGAACAAGAGAAACAUUUGGCGGGUGCACUUAUCAAUGUUUUGAAUGGCGCCAACCAGCCAGUCCCAGAAGAACUGAAAAAGUUUGGCACGCAUACCAAGAAGAAGGAACACAGUGCAUACGGUGCAUUCUACAAGGAUGUUGAUACCACUAAGAAGCCAAAGAAAAUAACCUUCGACUAG
Lachancea mirantina is the source of this 1608-nucleotide messenger RNA. Lineage: Eukaryota; Fungi; Ascomycota; Saccharomycetes; Saccharomycetales; Saccharomycetaceae. The record is from the annotation of a GenBank genome assembly.